This is a messenger RNA of Pecten maximus, 3217 nucleotides long. RefSeq names its product RNA-binding protein 1-like. Gene Ontology annotation, biological process: mRNA splicing, via spliceosome. Gene Ontology annotation, cellular component: nuclear speck. The record is from RefSeq and is a predicted model, not a curated record. Gene Ontology annotation, molecular function: RNA binding. The coding region runs from base 77 to 577 and encodes 166 amino acids. The transcript has 6 exons. Lineage: Eukaryota; Metazoa; Mollusca; Bivalvia; Pectinida; Pectinidae.
CGGACAACCAAUCAAACGCCUGUAUGCUUCAGAGGGAAGAAGCCAUUUUGCUUGCGUCGAGACACGAAAAUAAAACAUGAGUGGCCGCUCAAAGGAAUGGACACUGUCCUGUAAGGUUUAUGUUGGUGAAUUGGGAAACAAUGCCAACAAACAGGAGUUAGAAGAUGCAUUUGGACAGUAUGGGCGACUCAAGAAUGUGUGGAUUGCCAGGAAUCCGCCAGGGUUUGCAUUUGUAGAAUUUGAAGAUGCCAGGGAUGCAGAGGAUGCAUGCAAAGAAUUGCAUGGAAAGAGACUAUGUAGAUCUAAGGUGAGAGUAGAGAUGUCACAUGGAAAGUCCCGUUGGGGUAAGGGUGGUCCACCAGUACGUCAAUACGGAGGUGGUGGUGGUGGUGGUGGUGGUAGCAGAGGAGGACGAGACAGCAGAGAUAGCUAUUGGCGGCCAGGAACAAGUCGGGGACGUUCCAGGUCGAGGUCCCGAUCUCCACCACCGCGCAGGAAGUACUCCAGAAGCAGAAGCCGCAGCAGAAGACAUUCUAGAAGCAGUAGCAGCAGGUCAAAUUCUCCAUACAGACGCUAAUUGGUGCAACAGGACAAAAAGUGAGGCAUUUAGUCUCUCUGGAGUGCAGGCUACAAGGUGUUAAUGGUUGUCAAGUGGACAAACCAUUUAAAACCUGCAGUUUCUUAAGUCAUGGAGCUGCUCAUUAUCACAGACAAGAGCGUAUUGAAAUGUACAAACAUUUGGAAUAAUAAUCGGCAUUUGAGCAUUGGUUUGAGGACUUGUGAAGCUAUCAGUAUAUACUAGUAAUUCAUAUUUCCCACCUGUGAUGUAGGCCAGGUUGCCUUACACCACACAUUACUAGACUGCUAAAAAUUCCUGGCAUGUGUACCACCUGGAGUUUUAGACUGUCAUGUUUUAAAUAUUACUUUGUAAUAUACUGUAUUUGACCCAAUAAGCGCAACUGCCUCUAUCAGAACACCUCUUACUUUUUUUCAUGAGAAGACUUAGAGGAUGGGUCUGCUAAUUGAAACAUUUAAGAAGUUCCUUACUUUACUGAUCAUAUCUGCCAAUAUAAUUUUGUAUUUUAACUAAGAUCUAGAUUGUUUUUACUUCAUAAAAGUAUGAAAAUGAAAUAUUAUUCAUUUUUCCACCCAGAUUUCACAUGGAAAUUUUCUUUGUACAUGCUUUUAUUAAGUGCAUCUUUUUGUGUGUUUUGUUAGUGCUUAUUUGGUCAAAUGCGGUAAUAUUUGUUGAUAGCAUGUGUUUUAAAGUAACCUAGUAAUUAAAUUAAUUGGCCAGUGCCAUAUAAAAAAAAAAUCAAAAGCAUGUCAGAAUUUAUACAUGAUAACAUCUUCAACUUGCAAUUGUUUUCAUGCUUUUGCAACGAUUGACAGGUUUAUAAAAUUUUUGUUGUAUUUCUUUGUUGCUAAUCUUGAUUGAGAUCCAAUAAUAUAUGUAUAGUGCAAACAUCAGUGUAUAUUAGUUUGUUGUUAGGUUUGAAUUAACAGAUAUUGUAUGUGAAAACUGUCAAUGAUUUUUCUCCGGAUGAUAAACAUCAUAUAAUACACUGUUUAUACAUUAUAAAUCAAGCGUCUGUAUUUUCGUGGAUCAUGGAUUGUCAUGCUGUUCUUGGGACCUGUGUUAAUAAUGUAGUGAUAUGUUUGUGGUAGUAGAUCGUAAUGAGUGUAAGCUUGUGUGAAUGGAGGAAAUAAUUUCCGUAAAUUGCAGGUACCAUAUAUAUAUUUAUAUCAUAAUUUUGUUUUUAACCUUCUAAUCAUAUUGUCGUCAUUCUUGUAUGUCUUGUCAGAAAAUUUUAAUGAAGAAAUAAAACACAAAUAAGUGUUUCCAGAAGCUUUCUUAAUUAUUUUACAUCAACAGUUAAAAUUACAGAACAAGGAAAUAUUUUAACCACAGAAUUGUAUCCAGGUUAUAUAAACAGAUAUCUUAAUAUUUUCAAUAACUGUACUUGAGUUUAAGAAAUAAAAAGACUUGCUUCUUUGGGUUUGAAGGGAGAACCUUAUUCAUUUGUGAAAUUUCCUGUUUUAUUUUUCUCUAGUCUUCACUCAUGAUCUUAUCAUUUAUGUUGAAAUUGGACUUUGUAAAUUUAUUUGAAUCAUGAAUAGUCUAUUGGUUAUGUUAGAAAGAACAUCUCAAUUUUGUAUUUAGAUGGAUUUUGUGAUAUUGAUGUGUGAUGUUGCUGUCAUAUUCUGUAGGUAUUGUGCAAUAUGAUAAUGGACACUUGGUAAGUCUGUAACUAUGCCAGGGAUAUGGUUUUAUCGGCCUAUUAUAUGCUUAAGUCAGGUCAAUGACACCAACGUACACAAGUGUGAAAUUAUAAUUAAGAAAAUAUAAUUUUGAAAUACAAAUGCUCUUUGGUGUAAAUGCAGUCUUAGUUAAAAUUUAAAUCAGAAUUUCAUAUUUCUUUCAAAUAUCAUAUAAAAUACAAUUCCAUAAUUGUUUCUAAUUGGUAAUAUUUUAAUUAUAUUUCUUUCAUUACAAGUAGGAUGAUUCUCAUUGUACAUGUUUUGGUACAUGCUUUUAGUUCUGGGGAAUUGUAACCUUCAGCCUUCAAGAGCUAGGUUGCUGCUAGUAAUAACAUGGUAGGACUAGCAAGUAAUUUAUAUCCAAAUUAUCCCUUGUUACCAAGACAAAAUAGGUGUCUUUCUCUGAUAUGACAUGUAUUUAUCAAACAUCCUCCAAGUUUUGUGUUGCAUAAUAGCUAUUUGAUGGUUCAGAGCCCAGUUUCAUGAAUAUUUUAUUCAAGAAGUCCCUUAACUUAUUUUCUAGGUGAAUCCUUUUUUGGAGCCGAGACAAAUUUCUUAGCUUAGAGACAUGUCAUUAUCCUCGGAAAAUACCAAGUUAAGGAAUUCAUGUUGGUGAAACUCUGGUUAAAGCCAUGGAAAUUAUAGGGCACUGAUAGGUUAGGAUGUCUUUGUAAUUAUGUUGUUUCCCAUUUUAACUGGUUAGAUAUAUAAAAGUUAUGUGACCGUUUUACGAAUUCUAUGUUGCAUUCAUGGAAUGACCUGUAUAUAUUGCCAUCAAUCUGAUUCAAAUAUAUCUCAUCAAAUACACUAACGCUUAAUGAAGAGAUGUAUUUUGAUCAGAUUGAUAUUUCCAUAGUCAGCUUUUAUUUCAUCAAAAAUCUUUAAUUUGAAUGUAAGAUCUUUAUUCAGGAUAAACUAUUAAAAUGUUUGAAUAAAAGUGGUGUACUAAUAUCAA